This is a messenger RNA of Rhagoletis pomonella (apple maggot), 3681 nucleotides long. RefSeq names its product lysophosphatidylcholine acyltransferase (gene LPCAT). Bases 890 to 2506 code for a protein of 538 amino acids. Lineage: Eukaryota; Metazoa; Arthropoda; Insecta; Diptera; Tephritidae. The record is from RefSeq and is a predicted model, not a curated record. The transcript has 11 exons.
UGGAAAAAAGAAGAAGAAUGAAAGAAAUGGCAAAAUUGUUAUAUGUCGCGAAUUUGUAUUCAAUUUGUAAUAAACUAAAAUAAUUGUGAAAAAAAAACCAAAGCGGAAAGAGAUACAACAUUUGAUGUUAUAUGGCAUAAAUGGCUUGCUCUUCAAAUAAUUGAAGAAGCAGACUUCAGCAAGAGGAGAAGCACAAGAACAAAAAAAAAAAAAUUAUAAUAAUAAAAGUAGAAACGAAGCAAGAGUGACCCCGCCUCUAUCAAUUUGGAGAGUAAAACAUACUGAUACAUUGAAGCAAUUGAGCAAUCCGCAGUCACAACGUUUGUGUGCACCCGAAGCCAACAAGUCAGCCGGCCAACUGAUCAAAUAUUGCGCUGAGCGCAAAAGUGCCAUCGUAACCCACAAGUGUGCUCUCAGACCAUAAUAUUGUUGGAAAUAAUUGACGCCAAUACAAAUUAGCCGUCAGUAUACAAGAGUGAGUUGGCGUGGUGUCUACGCUGCGAAAACAUACGCGUUGUGGGAGUGCAGGUGUAUUUUACAUUUAUAUUUGUGUUAAAAGUUUGCCACCUCCACUUUUAAAAAGAGUCUUCGUACACACUUUGACUGAAAGAAACAUAGAAAAGUAACAUACUUAAGUGGAAUUGAAUGCCGUGGAAAGAAAUGUGCUGACGCGUGACUUGAAAAUUAUCAAAAGGCAAAAAAGGAAAAUAUUAAAAAAAAUACAAGAAAAAUUCUAACGCAAACCAAUUCUGUUAUUUCUACAAACUUUUUUACUCGCGCCAGAGCCAGACUUAAGCACUUGUAUUUAACAAAUUAAUAAAGUGACUGGAAACUGUGUUCCGGUCACAAUAACGCCCACUUUCCCCGCCUGGGACACCAUCAAGUAAAAAUGACAACAUCAGCAUUUAAAAAUCGGCGUAACAACGCACCGCCAAGUGACGCGGAAGCUGAUGGUCGGAUCGUCAACGAUGCCAAUUCUGCACAUCUGGAUCAUACAAUGGAGGAAACAGAUUCGGAAGAAGAUGGUUGGUCAUCAACUGGUUAUGAUUAUAUCAAUCCAUUUGUACAUCGACUACAGAUUGACAAUAGAAUCGAUUUGGCGAAGGUUUAUGUGCUAACAGUGCUUUUGUUACCAAUUCGCGUUGUCGGCUGUGUUCUCUCUCUACUAUCUGCGUGGAUGUUUGCCUGUAUUGGCCUCUAUGGCCUAACAUUGGAUGAACUAAUGUCAAAACCAAUAACCGGUUGGCGAAAACAAUGUCAACGCGUAACCUCUGGUGCUAUGCGCACACUCUUUGCUGCUGGCACUUUUAUGCAUAUCAAAUUGACUGGCGAGCGUGCAUCACCCAAACAAGCACCCAUUAUGGUCGUGGCACCACACUCCUCUUAUGUGGAUUCGAUUAUUGUUGUAGCAACUGGACCACCGUCAAUUGUGGCUAAGCGCGAAACAGCCGAUAUACCACUGCUAGGCAAAAUCAUCAACUUUGCUCAACCCAUUUAUGUGCAGCGCGAGGAUCCGAAUUCGCGUCAAAAUACGAUACGUCAAAUUGUACAACGCGCACGUUCCGAGGAUGAAUGGCCUCAAGUUGUGAUAUUUUCCGAGGGUACAUGCACUAAUCGAAAGGCGUUGAUUAAAUUUAAGCCUGGAGCUUUUUAUCCGGGGGUGCCGGUACAGCCGGUGUUGUUGAAGUACCCCAACAAAUAUGAUUCAUUCACAUGGACAUGGGAUGGACCUGGCGUCCUCAAGCUACUUUGGCUGACGAUGGCGCAAUUCUAUAGUCGUUGCGAAAUCGAAUUUUUGCCUGUCUACACGCCAUCAGAAGAGGAAAAAGCUGAUGCAAAUUUAUAUGCACAAAAUGUGCGCGAUGUUAUGGCGAAAGCACUCGGUGUGCCAACGUCAGAAUAUUCAUUCGAAGAUGUGAUUACAAUGAGUCGUGCCAAAGAUAUGCGUGUGCCCUACCCUGGUGAUAUUAUCGAAAUUGAACGUGUGCUUUACAGUUUGGGCUUCCUACCGGAUUCCGAACGUGACCAAGAAUUAGUCGCUGAUUUCCUUAGCUUACACAAUACUGACCGAUUAGACAUAUUUACUUUUGCUGAAUUGCUGCAACUCGAUGCCAAGAGUACGCAUCUACACCAGCUUUUUGCACUUUUAGAUCAUCAUCACAAUUACACAGUCAGCUUGAAGAGUUUUCUGCUAUGCUCACAAUUUUGUAAAUUAAAGAAUGAAGAGAUCAUCGUAUUUUUGCGUGCUAUAACGAAUCUCUACGCUGAGUCGUCACAAAGUAUUACCCGCCAAAGUUUUGCACGCAUUCUGAGACACACGGGAAAAAUGACGCCCGAAAAGUGUGAUGCAUUGUUUUUUGCAAUCGAUCAUACGCAUAAAGGCUGCAUUGCGUUCGAGGACUUUGAGCGCUACACCAAGGAUCAUCCACAGUACAAGUUCCUUUAUAAGAAACAGGAGCAUCUACGAAGAACGCAAGCAGCUGGCAAUGUAAAGAAAACGAAUUAAAAUCAAGGACAAAACAAUUUAUGCGACCUUGAGGGUGUAUGUGUGCGUGUGUAUGACAGAGUUGACAUGAUUUUUGAGCGCGAAAAAUGCAUUUCAUAAGGGUAAUGGAUUUUUGAAUUACAAAAUCCGAUGUAUUUACAAAAACCAAACAUUAAUUGUAUUUAUUUCAUUUCGAUUGUUUAAGAACUUCAUAAAGCUAUUGCUUAAGAAAGUAAAAAGUAAAACUGCUUCUAAUAUUGUAAAAUAAUGAUUUUGCAAAAAAAAAAUAAGGGGCAAAAAAUGCAAAUUUCAUUUUUAAAACCAGUGUAUAUGUUUGCAUUCAUAUAAACUGUUUGAACGUUUAAAAUGACAAUCUGAUCGAAGAGAAGAAAAAUUUUCUUUCUAAGCAACAUAGCUGCAAAUCGUGCGCUGAUAUAUCUACAUAAACAUAUGUAGGGAGAUUAUAAGGAAGGACCAACAACAAACCUUAACCACCUAAUAAUGCAAAAGAAUAAUUUAUACUAUUCAGUCAAAUAUUGUACACACUCUCAUAUAAAGGCAUUCAAGUUUCUUAUAAUUAAAUUUAAAAUUUUGUUUGCUAUCUGCUUCAUGUAAUGUAGCUUUAAAAAUUAAUGCCAUAAAGUAAUAGAAGUAGAAAUAAUCUAACAAUGAUAUAUUUAAUUGUUUACUGAGUAUAUUUAAUGUCAAUUUUAUUAUACGUUAAAUAUAUGCUUACAGUGUAUUUGAUUCUAGCAAUGUAGGCGUGUGUAGUUUGGCCAAAUUUAUAAUGUAAAUUUAUAUAUGUAUGUAUGUAUGCAUAUAUGUAAGUAUGAUUAUUUAUUAGAGUUAUUGUUAAGAAACCCUUAAGUAUGCAUUCAAGCACUUAACAAUAAAUAGAUCCAACUUCACCAACCGUCACGUUUCAUACAGCUAAAAUCGCCCACAAUUUCUGAACAGCAAGCGUACUUAAAUCAGAUUUAACGAUUACAAAAAAAAUUACGUGACUUAUUCAGCCUUAUCAUGAAUGUUAAUUCCGUGUGAACUCGUUCACAUGUCGCCCAUGCACUUCACCUAUUUAUAUUAAAUAUUCACCAUAGUUCACUUCGAAUGAUUUUCACCCUAUCGUAUACCGUACUCACCCGGUGAAAUAACUGUCACUCGCACAGUUAAAACCGCAAAAUAAUUGCUAAAUUUUC